AUGAGUGCUCUCAGCAGUUCUUCGACUAGGAGGGGAAGUUGCGAUGUGCUUGAGCCGACGUGUUCGCCUGGGAAUUCUUCGAUCAGACUUACUUCUUCCGUACCGACAGUCACGGGCUCGAAUCAGAACGCACCGUCUUCCCAAGCGAUUGGCAUCCUCGUUAUGGGCCUCACGGGCGCUGGCAAAAGCACAUUCAUUUCACAAGUUACCCAAAAAAGUGCAAAGAUUGGGCAUUCGCUAGAGUCAUGUACAACGGAUGUUACCUUCCAGUCAUUUCAACGAAAGAAUGGCCAGAAAAUCUAUCUCAUCGACACACCAGGUUUCGACGAUACUCACAUGGAGUAUGCAGCCGUCUUCCGAAAAAUCGCUUCAUUCGUCUGUACCUGCUGUGAUGGUUAUGGGCGUGGCCUUCCUAUAGGCGGAAUGAUCUAUGUCCAGCGGAUAACCGACAUGCGGAUGUCCGGGUCUUCGCUCAAAAGCCUCCGGAUAUUUGAAAAGAUCUGCGGCGAGCGACAAUACAAGGAUGUUGUAGUUGUGACGACGAUGUGGAGUUCUCUCAAAACGAAUGAAGCACGAGAUGCCGCGAUGAUGCGCCAGAAGACGAUGGGGGAAAGGCUUGAGUUCUUUGGAAAUUUGAUAAGAGGUGGAGCUUCAAUAGAGGCACACCGAGACGACAACCAGAGCGGGCUCAGUAUUGUCGAACUAAUAGUAGAUAGACAGAGGACGGUGGUUUUGCAGUUACAGCAUGAGAUGAGAGGCGGCGCAACAAUGAAAUUGGAAGGAACGACAGCGGGCAAGUACGUGGAGGGCGAGCUUGCGAACACGCGCGACAGGUACGAAACGCAAAAACGAGACUUGGAAGAGUGUGUAGAAGAGGUUUGUGACGAUGAGGACUUGAAGAACGAGUUCACCGAGCAAGUCCAAGACCGCGCUCGCCUUGUUGACAAUAUCAAAGUUGAACAAGAAAGUCUUUCAGUCACGCUUGAAGACAUACGGAAUGAGCAGGAGGCACGAUUUAGUAUGGGUCGCCAUGACCUGACUGAAGAUGUUCUGCUCAAAGUCAAAUCUACGCGCCUAUUCGAGCUCGAGGAUACGGUUCAGCGGCAGGAGAAGAUGAUCAUGAAAGGCCAGGCACAACUUAGGGACGUGCAAGAUCGCAACAAGAAGCUUGAAGCAACCAGAAAAGAACAGGAGGAAACUAGAGAUCGCGAACAAACUACACGGGAGGACAGAAUAAAGGAGAAGCGAACGUCUCAAGGUGAAGUUGCGUCGUGGAUGCGAAACUUCUCUAUUGGAAGAGAUCUCAGAGACUCUGGACAGCCAUUGCGUCGAGCUGAAUCUAUGCCCAUGGAGACAAAGGCAGCCAAAAAGGCCAGUACAAAGUCCCGGAAAACGCGAAGCAGGUCUAAGGGUCGCCAGGGUAGCAAGCCCAACACCAAGCGCACAUCUUCGGAUGAGCAGGUGAGACAUGCUUUGGCUUCUUCUCAGUACCGUCAGGAGCACCUGAACCACGAGCCUGGAUUUCUUUAUGUAUCAGAAAGUGAUUACGAAAGCGAGAAUGAGGACUCUGCGGCUCCGGUGCAUGCACCACAUCAUACCCAUUCAUAUACACCUGCGACCCCGUCUACACUUAACAGUCACUUUCACGUCCCGCAUCAUGAUGUAUCUUUUGAUCCCACUGGAACGAUGCGCGUUCCGCCGCCGCUGCCGCAAAAUCCCUUGCGAAGAAUCCUGCAUCCUGUCGGCUCACCAUACCACCAACACUCUCUCAGAUCUGCUUCCUACAGCAGCACCCCUCCUGGUGAGCCCAAUUACCGUAGAUAG
Molecule: messenger RNA, 1824 nt
Organism: Alternaria atra
Lineage: Eukaryota; Fungi; Ascomycota; Dothideomycetes; Pleosporales; Pleosporaceae
Exons: 3
Coding region: 1-1824 (607 amino acids)
Molecular function (GO): GTP binding
Source: RefSeq, a predicted model, not a curated record